Messenger RNA from Cherax quadricarinatus, 3956 nucleotides. RefSeq names its product UDP-glucuronosyltransferase 2B1. The record is from RefSeq and is a predicted model, not a curated record. NCBI's taxonomy places the organism in Eukaryota, Metazoa, Arthropoda, Malacostraca, Decapoda, Parastacidae. Gene Ontology annotation, molecular function: UDP-glycosyltransferase activity.
UGGGAAGCCAGCCUGUGUGUAUACUCCAUCUCUACUUACUUCUUCCCUCGUGUGAACGACACACAAUCUUAGCUGUGUGUAUACCCCAUCCUUAUGAGCGAAAGUUCAGUUAAUACUAAAAACAUAUAUGAAAAGAAAAUGUAUGAUAAAUGGACAUGACCACAAAGAUAAUCUGAACAGGUGCAGUUAAUUAUUAAAACUGAAUGAACUGAGGCUCUAGUGUACCAAAAAACGUGAAAUUAACGGAGAGCCUUAACGAGGAAGCCAGAAAGGGAAUAAAAAGAGGGAAAGAGAAAGGGAACAAGAGGAAGUUACUAGUAUCCUUAUGAAUAUCAACAAAUUGGAGCUUGUAACAUGAACCAGUCUGUUGUUAGUCUUGUGGUGUUGGUGGUGGUAACAGGUGCAGUGAAACACUACGAAGCAGGUGGCACCACAGGGGCCAAGGUCCUCAUCUUACACCCUAUAUAUGCCGGGAGCCACGAACUCACCUUGCGAAGAUUCGGAGAGGAGUUGGUUCAGCGGGGUCACCAGGUCACACAAGUUAGAUGGUUGUCUAGCAAGACUCAAGAAAUCAACUCCACAGUAGAGGUCAUCACACUCAGGGCUGACAACCAUGACCUUAGAUACCCCUACAUGAAGCUGGAUGGGACUUUCCACCCUCCCACCAAAAUGCUAUGGGAGAGACCACGUCACCUAUGGCAGAUUCCCACCGAUGUGUUCGGACUGAUCGAUGCUCACUGCAUUACACUUCUGGGGGAUUCUGCAUUGUUGAGGAGGCUGCAGCGGGCCAACUUCACUCUGGCUGUAGUGGACAUCAUCGGCAACGAGUGCUCCUUGGCACUGGCCUACACUCUCCAUCUCCCUGUCAUCGGGUUCUGGGGUUUUUCCUUUCAGGGUGGCGAGUCUCGGGCUGCUGGGGUGUUCCAGUCUCCAGCUCUCGUUCCCAACUUCCUGAGUGAGGUAGGCGCAUCUAUGAGCUUCCUGGAGAGGGUGUGGAACACACUCUUGAUGCUGGCAGAGACUACACUCAUUUCUUACCACUUCAGCGUCGUAGACUCUCAUAUCAAGCAUCUUGUGUCUCAGUGUCCAGGGAGCCAGCAUCUUCUGAGAGAACUGGAGGUAGUACUCGUCCACUCUCACUGGAUAAUAGACUACCCUAAACUCAUGCCACCACAUGUGCAGUAUAUUGGGUGCAUCCAGUGUGGGGCCCCUGCUCCUCUGCCUCACAACAUUCAUACAUGGGUGAGUGAGGCAGAAACAGGUGUAGUUGUCUUCUCUUUGGGUUUCACGGGAUAUGAGGCUACCUCUGUGCCAGGACGCGUCAUCGAUGCUUUCAUUGGUGCCUUCUCCAGACUGCCACAGCGGGUUUUGGUGAGGUUUAACCCAGCCCUUCUCCCUUAUGUUCCGGAAAACAUCAUGGUUGUUGACUGGCUACCACAACAUGAUAUUCUUGCUCACCCCAACACUGUGCUGUUCGUGACCCACUGUGGACAAAACGGCGUCAACGAGGCAGUGUACCAUGGUGUGCCCAUUGUUGCCUUCCCAAUCUUUGCUGACCAGGGUGACAAUGCUCGCAGGGUGGUGGAUCGCGGCCUAGGGCUCAUGAUAGAUAAAAAUGCCAUCACAGAACACCUUGCAUACACCACCAUUAUAGCCGUACUUAACAAUACCAGGUACCAAGAAACUGCAGCAAGGUUUUCUGCUCUGUGGCAAGAGGAGGGAGAGUCUGGGGUGGAGAGAGGAAUUAGGUGGAUUGAAAGAGUACACCGUCAUGGUCGCCUCACCCACCUCAAGAUGCCUGGUGCUCACCUUUCCUUCUUGCAAUACUUUGCUCUUGAUGUGGCUGUCUUUCUUCUUCUGGUAAUGCUGGCUCUCUGCUGCCUUACCUGUAGUCUUUGCUAUACCCUCUGCUUCCUUACUCGCAGGGAAGGCAAGGAGAAACUUCAGUAGUCCAGUGAUGAGUUUUAUGUUAAAUCAUUAAAAGGAUAUAUCUGAAGGUGUGAUGAUGAUGUCAGGUGUACUAACAUCUAAACUAGAAAUGUACAACAGAGAGCUUGAAACAAACCUCACUGGACAGAUUUUUAGUGAGAACCAGUGAGCCAGAACAAGGUGUUAGUGGUGAAAAGAGACAACGAAGAGAAACAACAUCAGAAGGACAGUUGUCUGACAUAAUAGAAGAAGACUCUCCUUCCAAGCAGUAAUAUACCCCCUCCUCUCCUCCACCUCCUGCUUCCAGUAUGCCAUUAGUUCUCCUCUGACAAAUAAGAGGCAGUUAAAUUUUCAUUUACUGUUCAGUAUUUCAGUUCAAGUUUCUUUUAGUAUUCAUUUUUACAGUUUUAUGUAGUAGUUAGUACAUUUGUAAUAAUUUAUUAUAUUGUCAGUUGGGGUCUGGAAUGGAUUAAUUCUAUUUACAUUAUUCUUUAUGGGAAAAAUUGCUUCGGUUGUCGUCCAUUUUGGGUGUCGAAUCGAUAUCUGGAGCGAAUUAAAUUUGACAACCAAGGAACUUUUAUAUGUCGACGAAGAAAGGGAGUGAAGAAGAGCAGUAUGUGAGUGUGGGGGAGGUGCGUGAGGCAUUACGUAGAAUGAAAGGGGAUAAAGCAGCUGGAACUGACGGGAACAUGACAGAAAUGUUAAAAGCAGGGUGAGGGGAUGUAGUGUUAGAGUGGUUGGGUGAGAUAUAAGCAACUAUUGGCAGAAAGGUGGACUGGUGCAAAUAUGAGUAGUGGGGGGGUUGAAGAGGGUUGGAAUAAUUUAAAAAAUGCAGUAUUAGAAUGUGGGGCAGAAGUUUGUGGUUAUAGGAGGGUGGGUGCAAGAGGAAAGAGGAGUGAUUGGUGGAAUGAUGAAAUAAAGGUUGUGAUAAAAGAGAAGAAGAUAGCUUAUGAGAGGUUUUUACAAAGCAGAAGUGUUAUAAGAAGAGUAAAGUAUAUGGAGAGUAAAAGAAAGGUGAAGAGAGUGGUGAGAGAGUGCAAAAGGAGAGCAGAUGAUAGUGGGAGAGGCACUGUCAAGAAAUUUUAAUGAAAAUAAGAAAAAAAUUUUGGAGUGAGUUAAACAAGUUAAGAAAGCCUAGGGAACAAAUGGAUUUGUCAGUUAAAAACAGAGUAGGGGAGUUAGUAGAUAGGGAGAUGGCGAGAAUAUUUUGAGGAACUUUUAAAUGUCGACGAAGAAAGGGAGGCGGUAAUUUCAUGCACUGGCCAGGGAGGUAUACCAUCUUUUAGGGUUGGAGUGGUUGGUAUUUUUGUUUAAUAAAUGUAUGACUCCAGGACUUGAGUCCUGGAGAUGGGAAGUACAGUGCCUGCACUCUGAAGGAGGGGUGUUAAUGUUGCAGUUUAAAAACUGUGGUGUAAAACACCCUUCUGGCAAGACAGUAAUGGAGUGAAUGAUGGUGAAAGUUUUUCUUUUUCGGGCCACCUUGCCUUGGUGGGAAUCGGCCAGUGUGUUAAUAAAAAAUAAAAAAUGUAUGAAAGAGGGGAAGGUACCUAGGGAUUGGCAGAGAGCAUGUAUAGUCCCUUUAUAUAAAGGGAAGGGGGACAAAAGAGAUGGUAAAAAUUAUAGAGGAAUAAGUUUACUGAGUAUACCAGGAAAAGUGUACGGUAGGGUUAUAAUUGAAACUAUUAGAGGCAAGACAGAAUGUAGGAUUGCGGAUGAGCAAGGAGGUUUUAGAGUGGGUAGGGGAUGUGUAGAUCAAGUGUUUACAUUGAAGCAUAUACGUGAACAGUAUUUAGAUAAAGGUAGGGAGGUUUUUAUUGCAUUUAUGGAUUUAGAAAAGGCAUAUGAUAGAGUGGAUAGAGGAGCAAUGUGGCAGAUGUUGCAAGUAUAUGGAAUAGGUGGUAAGUUACUAAAUGCUGUAAAGAGCUUUUAUGAGGAUAGUGAGGCUCAGGUUAGGGUGUGUAGAAGAGAGGGAGAAUACUUCCCGGUAAAAGUAGGUCUUAGACAGGGAUGUGUAAUGUCACCAUGGU